AUGGAAGGUUCUUGUCAUCCGGGCUAUAUGGCUUGGUACAAUAGGAUCACAGUGUCGUACCUAGUUCAACCUGGGACGCAGUCAACAGUUGGGAUGAACGAGUCAGCCUCUUCGUUGAAAUUGGCGGUUGAGGCCCUUCAGGGGAUAUGGCAUUUGACCUCUGAACAUGACAACGACCCUCGGUUACGGCAGAUCCGAGAAAUAGCUGUUGAGGCCCUUCGUGCGACGAACCAUACUGAUGUGAUGGAGUAUCCAGCUUCGCAACGGCGAAAUGUGGCCAUGCCGCCACGCCCACCAACUUCUCUUCGUCAUGGAUUGCCGGGUGUUCGGACGGGUGGACACGGGUGGACACGACAACAUAGGUUGUCGCAGCCGCAGCAGCCGCAGCCCGAGUAUACGGUACCAUCGCCACUGCAUCCAGAAUACGAUCCCCCAGAAGGCUAUGCACAAUGUAUUGAGUGGAUUUUCAACAAGGAAGAACAAAGGGAAAGCUGCAACAAAAUACACUCCUUCGGGGAAAUAGGUUUUUGA
Molecule: messenger RNA, 531 nt
Organism: Salvia hispanica
Lineage: Eukaryota; Viridiplantae; Streptophyta; Magnoliopsida; Lamiales; Lamiaceae
Source: RefSeq, a predicted model, not a curated record